This is a messenger RNA of Adineta steineri, 3996 nucleotides long. NCBI's taxonomy places the organism in Eukaryota, Metazoa, Rotifera, Eurotatoria, Adinetida, Adinetidae. The record is from the annotation of a GenBank genome assembly.
AUGACACCUCGUCUUGAUGAUAAUAAAUUAGAAAAUGAAGUGAAAGAAAAUGAAUCAAAUAUUGAAGAUGAUAAAGAUACAUCGAGUAGCAUCUCAGUUGAGAGUGAUGACAUAUCAACGGUAUCUAAUGGAAACCAUCGAUUUACUUGGUUAUUAAGAAUUCCGUUAAUAUUAUUAAGAAAAUUGAAAAAUUCAUGGAAAAAUACAUCAGAACAUCGAUUGAAAUUAUUCGAAAUUUACAAGUUUGCUGACAAAAUUGAUAUUUUUUUAAUGAUUAUUGGAAUGAUUGCUGCAUUAGUAACCGGUGGUACUAAUACAGCAAUGUUUUAUUUUGCUCACAAAGUACUUGACAAUCUCAUUCUUAUCGACAGUGAUAACAUAGCAACGAAGAGCUCACCGCGAUCUACAGCUAAUUCAGAUGGAUGUCAAAACACCUACACAACGAGUGAAGAGGAUAUAGCAUCAUCAUACAGUACUUUACAAUCAAUUAAUAUAAAAUUUGUUGUCGUUGGUUGUAUAAGUAUAUUUCUUUAUUGGGUAGCAUGGGCAAGUUGGAUGACUGCAGCUGAAAGACAAAUACGACGUAUUCGUUAUAAACUUUUUCGAAAUAUUCUGUCUCAAGAAAUUGGUUGGUUUGAUGUUCAUAGUACUGGCGAAUUGAACAAUCGUCUCACUGAUGACUUAGAUAAAAUUAAAAAUGGCAUCAAUGAAAAAGUACCAGAUUUUGUAACACUACUUGCAAAAGCAACUGGUGUAAUGGUAUAUGCUUUGACAGUCGGAUGGAAAUUGGCACUUGUCUUUUUGUCAGUAUCACCUUUAGUUAUUCUUAUGUAUAGAAUUACUAUUGUAGUAAUCGUUAAAUACAGUGCUAAGGAAAUACAAGCAUAUGGUCUAGCAUCAUCGAUCGCUGAAGAAGCACUAAGAAAUAUUCGAACAGUAACAUCAUUUCAUGGUCAAAAAAAAGAAGAAGAACAAUACGGUCAAAAUCUUUUCUCAGCAAAGAAAAUUGGAAUUAGAAAAAGUUUGUACAUAGGUUUAUGUCAAGGUUUUGGGCAGCUUUUUAGUUUCUCAGCUAUUACAUUAACAUUUUGGUAUGGUUUAAAAUUAGUAAAAUCUGAAUGUCAGGAUUAUACACCUGGAACAUUAAUCAUCAUAUUCAUUACAUGUAUGAAUGCAACAACUACAGCAACACAAUUUAUUCCAUUCUUUCAGACAUUUGCAGAAGCAUCAACUAGCGGAAGUUAUGUAUUCGAAAUGAUUGAACGAAAAUCAAAAAUUAAUGUUUUGGAUGAUGAAGGAAAGAAAUUAGAAACAAUCAAAGGUGAUAUUGAAUUCGAAAAUGUAACAUUCAGUUAUCCUACACGACAAGAAUCAUGUAUUUUGAAAAACUUUUCACUCAAAAUACCAUCCGGUAAAACAAUUGCUUUCAUUGGCUCUUCGGGUACUGGUAAAAGUACUAUUAUUGAAUUGAUACAACGUUUUUAUGAUCCAGAUCAUGGUGAAAUAUUAAUUGAUGGACAUGAUAUAAGAACAUUGAAUAUUGGUUGGUUUCGUUCACAUAUUGGAAUUGUUAGUCAGGAACCAGUUUUAUUUAAUGGAUCAAUUGAAGAGAAUAUUCGAUUGGGAAAAUUAGAUGCAACAGAUGAAGAAGUUAUUGCUGCAGCAAAAUUAGCGAAUGCACAUAAUUUCAUCAUGGAUUUUCCUGAGAAUUAUAAGACAUUAGCAGGUGAUACAUUGAGUGUGGGUGAAAAACAACGAGUUGCUAUUGCUCGUGCACUCAUCUCGAAUCCAAAAAUCUUGUUAUUAGAUGAAGCAACCAGUGCAUUAGAUUAUACAAGUGGACGAAUUGUACAGGAUGCACUCGAUAAUGCAAAACAAGGUCGAACAACAAUUGUUAUUGCACAUCGUCUAAAUACUAUUCGAAAUGCAGAUAUAAUUAUUGGAUUGAAUGAUGGACAAAUAGUUGAAUAUGGUACACAUAACGAAUUAAUGGGAAAAAAAGGAAUUUAUUAUCAGCUAGUAAAUGAACAAGGUGGAGAUGAACUACGAAAAUCAUCAUCUGAACCAGAUAGCAAAGAAGAAACUAGAAGAAAACAAUCCUAUAGUCAAAAAAUAGCUGCUAUUCGUAAAAAGAUCGAAGAAUUAAACGAUUGUAUUAAAGAGGAAGAAGAUGAUGACAGUGAAACAUCGUCGGCUGAUUAUCUUAUAGAGAAAAAGCAAAAAAAAAAGUUUAAUCUAUUAUUUAUGUUUCGAAUACUAAAACUUAAUUUACCAGAAUGGUAUUGGAUUCUAAUUGGUUGUGCAGCGUCUCUUCUUUUUGGUGUCAUUCAACCAGGAUUUGCAUAUUUAUACUCGGGAAUUUAUGGUUUAUUUGCUGAAUCAGACCAAGACAAACAGCAACGAUUCAUGAACUUGUAUACUUUCGGUAUUUUCUUUGCUGGUAUUCUUAGCGCACUUAGUCAGUUGGUAUUAAAUUAUGCAUUUGGAAAAUCUGGUGAAGAACUUACGAUGCGUAUGCGUCGAUUAACAUUUUCAUCAUUACUCCGACAAGAGAUGAGUUAUUAUGAUAAGAAAGAAAAUUCUAUUGAUGCUCUAACUACACAUCUUGCAUCAGAUGCAGCAGCUAUUAAAGGAUUAACAGGAAUUCAUAUUGGUAUUCUUGUACAAGGAUUUGGUGCAUUAGCAGCAUGUUUUGUUAUUGGACUUCUUUCUGGUUGGAAAUUAACAUUAGUUCUUUCAUGUUUCAUACCAAUUCUGUUCUUCUCAAGUAAGCUACAAGGAAGUAGACACGAUAAUAUAAGAACUGCACGAGAUAAAGACUUACAUUCUGAACAUGGUGAACAAUGUGCUUCUGAAACUAUAGAAAAUAUUCGAACUGUAGUUGCUCUUCAUCAAGAAAAUCAUUUUAUUAAUACUUAUGAACAAUUUUUUAAUCGGGAAUUUAAAAAAAAUAUGUGUCGUCUACAUAUAACAGCAUUCGCUGCAGGUGUUGCUUAUUCAUUGAAAUUCUUUAUCAAUGCAGCUACUUAUUCAUAUGGUAGUACGCUUAUUCGAAAUGGUGAAAUGUCUUUUCACGAAGUAUACAGAAUUGCUGCAGUUAUUCUGACUGCAACUGUAAGAAUUGGUAAAUCAACAGGAGAAAAUUUGAAUUUAUCGAAAGCAAAAUAUUCUGCAACACGAAUUCUAGACUUAAUCAAACGUAAAUCACAAAUAGAUCCGUAUGAUGAUUCAGGCAUUAUUUUAGAAAAUAUCACAGGUCGAAUUGAAUUUGAACAUGUCCAUUUUCGAUAUCCAUCAAGACGAAGUGUUGAAACUCUUAAGAAUUUUUCAUUAAUAUGUACAAAUAAUAGUUCUACAGCUCUUGUUGGAUCAUCUGGAAGUGGAAAAACAACAGUAAUUGAUUUAUUACAACGAUUCUAUGAUCCAUUAGAAGGCCAAAUUCUUUUUGAUGGUCAUGAUAUUCGUACACUUAACAUUCAAUGGUUUCGUUCAUUGAUGGGUCUUGUUCAACAAGAACCAGCUUUAUUUAAUAUUUCAAUACGUGAUAAUAUAGCUUAUGGUGAUAAUAGUCGAGAAGUAUCUCAAGAUGAAAUAGAAACAGCUGCUCAAAUGGCGAAUAUUCAUGAUUUAAUUAUAUCGUUACCUGAAGGUUAUGAUACAUUAUGCGGAAAUAAAGGUAAUCAAUUAUCUGUUGGAGAAAAACAAAGAAUUGCCAUAGCUCGUGCUUUAAUUCGUUCUCCAAAAAUUCUUCUAUUUGAUGAAGUUACAUCAGCAUUAGACAACAAUAAUGAAUCAAAAGUUCAAGAAGUAUUGGAUAAUGUAAAAAUGAAUCGAACGAAUUUAACAAUUGCUCAUCGUUUAUCAACAAUUCAAAAUUCAGAUAAAAUUAUUGUUAUUGAUAAAGGUCACAUCAAAGAAAAGGGUACACAUGAUGAACUUUUGAAAUUAAAUGGAAUCUAUUCAAAGAUGAUUAAUUCUCAGACGAAAUCAAUUUAA